AUGGCUGGACGCUACGAGAGGGUAAAUGCCCAAGACGAAGAUGACUUCAGUAGCCCCAACUCCGCACCGCCCAGGCACUCUCAACCCAUACCAAAUUCUCCUCCUCCCUCCUUCCACUCAAGAGCAUCAUCGCGCGACCGCGCUGCCCGCGGAGUUGAUCCGACACUCGCCGAUGCAUUCGAUACCGACGGUGACGAUAGCGAUGACGACGCCGACGACCGACAAAGACUAGUCCGUGCCGACUCCACCCAUGCCUCCGCCGACGCAUCACGCAACCCGUCCUCCGAUGCGAGACCCUACGCCGACAGACAAGUCACCCAACUUCCCCCGACGACAGCAUCGGCCGCCAGUGCACCCGCGACGCCGUUCCGCAUCUACGGCAGCGGUAUCCAGAAUGAGGGUGUCUUCUCCAACUUGACGGCUAAGCCCGAGCGUGGCGGCGAGACGAAGGAGGAACAACCUCCGACGUACGAGCAAGCCGCGGCAGAUGCGGCGCCGCCCUACUGGGAGACGACCAUUCUGGCUCCCGGCCUCGGCGGUCCUGAUGAAGUAUAUAUCGACGGCAUGCCGGUCGGAUCCCUCUUCAGCUUUCUCUGGAACGGCAUGAUCUCCAUGUCUUUCCAGGUCGUUGGUUUCAUCCUCACCUACCUCCUCCACUCGACUCACGCCGCCAAGAACGGAUCACGUGCCGGUCUCGGCAUCACGUUAAUACAGUAUGGUUUCUACAUGAAGGGCACGACGGAAGGCGACCACCCGCCCAAAAUGAAUGGCCAAGACGGAUACGCGGCACCUCCGGACCCGAACUCGCACAACUUUGACCCCAACGCGGUGACGGGCGAGGGCGGCGGCGGCGUGACGGACAUUACGGGACAAGAGUGGAUUGCGUAUAUCUUAAUGGUGGUCGGGUGGUUCAUUCUCAUCAGGUCUCUCAGCGACUACCUCAAGGCGCGGCGUCACGAGCAACUGGUUUUGCAGAGCCCCGACCGCGGGCUGCCCGUGCCCAUCAUCGCUGACGGCGAGUCUUCGGAGAGAGUGGUAUAG
Messenger RNA from Colletotrichum spaethianum, 1041 nucleotides. RefSeq names its product metal homeostatis protein BSD2. Lineage: Eukaryota; Fungi; Ascomycota; Sordariomycetes; Glomerellales; Glomerellaceae. Gene Ontology annotation, cellular component: perinuclear region of cytoplasm; endoplasmic reticulum; Golgi apparatus. The transcript is spliced from 3 exons. The record is from RefSeq and is a predicted model, not a curated record. Gene Ontology annotation, biological process: positive regulation of protein ubiquitination; metal ion transport; vacuolar transport. Bases 1 to 1041 code for a protein of 346 amino acids.